AAAAAUAUUUAACUUAAAUUAACAAUACUAUUUUUACAAUAGUAUGGUAAUGGUUUGUUUUCGAUGUUUGGAAAUUAUCUGUUGUUGUUUAAGUAUUAAAUUUAAAAAUGCACUGUUAAAGAUUGCAUCUACUCCAAAAUAAGAUUUACAACAAUUAAUACAAUUGUUUUAAUAUAUCAAAAAGGAUUAAUAAAUGUCGAAAACGAUGGUUUUUAAAAAGGAUACCGAUUUUUUUUACAGUUGGAUAUUUCGUACAUUGUUGCAUUCAUUAUUAUUUGUUUUGCAAUUAAUUAUAUUAUACAUUUAUGUUAUUACAGUUUCGACGUGCAUGUAAUUGCGAUCAAUAAGAAUACAUGGAUAGUCUGAGCUCUGGGCUUUUGUUUUUCUCUGCGCCUUGGACCAGUUGCGGUUUUAGGCAACUUAUAAUGGUUACAUAUUUUUAGUUCAAAUAAGUACGAGUUUGGCUUAAGAAAUAAGAAAGCGGAAGAAAGAGAGAGAGAGAGAGGGGGAGAAAGAUAGGAAGAGAAAAGGUAUCUGAAAGGAAUCUGUUGUCGCCAAGUCCACUUGGGCUAGUCCUACAGGUGUUAUGGUAGACAGGCAUCCUAUUGAACUUCAGUUGUCUUAAAUCUUUAAGAUGUACCAAUAUAAAAAAGAUAUUUUUAUUUAUUAUGUAUGACUUCUUUGAAAACUAUAUGUAUUAUGUUCGUCACUCAGAUUACUGUAGCCGUGAAGUAAUUUUUAUUGAUAAUUUUACAUCAAGGAUACAUAUAUAUAUAUUCAUUUUUAUGUAACGUGUUUCUGAAACAAGUGUUUCGCAAGCCGCUUAGCCAUAUGUGUCUAAGUGUGUUUUAACCUUCCGGGUUAAAAAGAGUUUUAAAAAGAAGCAUAUUUCAAUAUCUGAACAAUAAAGAAAUAUUUGUAGAAAAACAAACCGGAGAUACAUGUUUAAUGUUGAUCUCAAUAAUUGAAUUUCACUUCGAUUGCCGUAUACAUCGUUUUAAUGUUUCUAAAACUUUGUCAUUUUUUAUCAAUUAUAUUAAACCCUUUAUGAAGCAUGUUCUAAUAAACAUACAUUUAAAAAACAAUUAUCAAAAAUAUAUGAGUAAUUAAUGGAUUCCAAUUUUCCAGUUUUAUUCCACUGUGAAAUCCACUGGAAUCCUGUGUUGUCACCCACAGCAAAUAUUGUGUUCAUCAUGGAGUACCCGGAUACCGUAAGCGUGUCUUCAAGUGGACAUCAGCAGCAACGUAAGGCUGUGAAAUUCUCGUCCACUUUCAGCACAUACAUGACAUUGCUGGGAUAUGCUCUGGGGUUUGCUGACAUUUGGAGAUUCCCGUUCCUGGUCUACAGGAAUGGCGGAGGGGCUUUUCUGAUACCAUUCGUUAUCAUGACGUUUGUUUGCGGAGUUCCGUUGUUUUUCAUGGAAUAUACGAUCUCAAAAUUCUCUGGAAGGGGGCCAUAUCAGGUCUGGGACUUCUGUCCCUUACUCAGAGGAGUUGGGAUUACUGUUUCGUUGGCGUACCUUUUAUACAUGAUCGGUUCAAGUAUCUUUCGAUGCUGGCUGUUUGAGUUUGUUUUUUAUUCAUUCUACAACCCAAUUCCGUUUCCAUCUUGCAAUAACCCAUGGAACACAAACACGUGCAUGAAUGGAACAUCUGACGUAGACUACAGUGCAUCUUCUAUGGUUAACGCUAAUAUGACUACCAUGAACAUGAAGGUUGAUGUGAGUACAUCCAAGAUCGAGAUACCAAGAAUGUCCGCUGCAGAGGAGUUUUGGCAGUUCCAAGCACUGAAAAUGUCAACAGGUAUCGACGAUUACUCGCAUUUUAUAUGGAAAUACGUCGUCAUGAUGCUCGUCUUUCGAAUAAUAGUGUCGUUAACUGUUGUCAAGAGUAUAAAAACCAUAGAAAAGGUGAUCUAUGUGACUCUUACACUCCCGUUUUUGUUUUCUGUGGCGUUGUUUAUCCGCUCACUUUUGUUGCCUGGAUCAGCAGAUGGAAUAUAUUUUUAUUUCUAUCCUAAUUUUGCAACGCUUUUGAAACCUGGGGUUUGGAUAGAAGCUACUUUGAUGGUGUUCUACUCGUUCGCCUUUGGAUGGGGAGCGAUUAUGGUAAUGGGAUCACAUGCCUUAUUUCGUGAUAAUAGCUACAGGACAACGAUUGUAAUAACUUUUACGGACUCAAUAGUUGCGAUUUUUAACGGAAUGGUUUGCUUCUCCGUUCUGGGCAACAUGGCUCACACUUACGGGAUGCCUAUCAGCGAGCUGGUCAAAGCAGGGUUUUCCACUGGUUUGGUAGCGUAUAUCACAGCCCUCAGCUCGUUGCCUUUGCCUCAGCUCUGGACAUUUCUAUUCCUAUUGUCAGGAAUCUUGACUGGGUUGGAAGCACAGAUGAUACCGAUUGAGAUGAUUAUUCAAGUAAUUGGAGACUUUUUUCCCAGGCUCAAGGCUGGGUUCCGUAUUCCCACGUUGAUUGUCAUCACUGUUGUCAUGUUUGUCCUAUCACUUCCGACGUGCACGGGCGCCGGGGCAUACAUUUUCCUGUUGAUUGACUGGUACGCCGGAUCAUGGACGGGUACAAUCGUUGCUUUAAUCGAGGUUAUAUCUAUUUCUUGGGUAUACGGAUUGGACCGUUUAAGUGAAGAUACACAAGUUAUGUUGGGUCGACCUCUCUAUGCAGUGUUUCGGUGGCUCCUCGCUUUCAUAUCGCCUGCAAUUGUGCUUGUGAUACUUUUCUUGAGUUGUGUGGAGUAUGUUCCUCCUAACUACGGGUCGUAUCAUUACCCUGGUUACGCCCAAGCUAUUGGGUGGGGAACGGUGGUGGUCACCGUGGCUCCGAUAUUUGGCUACGCUAUUCUCAACUUAUACCGUGCCAAAGGCACCGUUUCUCAGAGAAUCAGUUCCCUGUGUAGACCCACCGACACGUGGGGACCAUGCGGGGAUAGAAUGGAUUGCAACUACAGGAAGAACAAAAUCAAAUACUCGGAGAGAACAUUCUGGGAUCUGUUCUACUUCAAUGUGUUUGGUCGAUAUCCAAAGAAUUCAGCCAUUAAUUUAUUAUUGGAUCAUGAACUGACUAUUCUCAAAUCUUGAAAAAAUCAGUUUGCGAAAAACUUUUUUUGCAAGUCGCUUGAGAUCAAGUUGCAAAUCGGUCAAAUCACUAAAAUGUUGACCUUUCUAUCGAAAAUUAAAUAAGACAUGCCCAAUUAAGUGAACGAACAAAAUGUAUUUUAUUACGUUUUUGCAAUUCAUUGACUAUUACUACCGAAUAAAAUACGAUCUAGCCA
Molecule: messenger RNA, 3283 nt
Organism: Mya arenaria
Lineage: Eukaryota; Metazoa; Mollusca; Bivalvia; Myida; Myidae
Product: sodium- and chloride-dependent neutral and basic amino acid transporter B(0+)-like
Exons: 14
Coding region: 1110-3089 (659 amino acids)
Biological process (GO): sodium ion transmembrane transport
Cellular component (GO): membrane
Source: RefSeq, a predicted model, not a curated record